Actinia tenebrosa (Australian red waratah sea anemone) is the source of this 1121-nucleotide messenger RNA. RefSeq lists its product as uncharacterized. Gene Ontology annotation, cellular component: protein-containing complex; plasma membrane. Gene Ontology annotation, biological process: heterophilic cell-cell adhesion; establishment or maintenance of epithelial cell apical/basal polarity. Gene Ontology annotation, molecular function: calcium ion binding. The record is from RefSeq and is a predicted model, not a curated record. NCBI's taxonomy places the organism in Eukaryota, Metazoa, Cnidaria, Anthozoa, Actiniaria, Actiniidae.
AUUAAAAACAGGUAGUGACUGGAGCCGUACCGUAAUCGAUUAUAUCGCUUCACUACUGAGUUCUGUACUGUGCCUGGAUUGAGUUGCCGCAUAUGUGAUGAUGGUUCAUAACAUCGGUUUUAUCGCCUUAUUUUACCUCGUGAUAUUCCUGUCUUCGUGCACCGACCCCCUGUCCGGCGCUUGUUCUACUUCAAUUCCGGGGGUCUCCUUAAAAAACCAUGUUAUAAACACAGCCGUCGUCAAAGAUGUAUCCUCUUGUUACUAUUACUGCAAGGACACCGAUAUUUGUCAAAGCCUGAACUACUUCUUCAAAGAAAGAAAAUGUGAAGUGAAUAACAGAACAGCGUUACUAAGGAUGUCCCACAUGAUAUACUCACCUGGUGCUAUGUAUUUUGAAAAUCCUGAUCGAGUUCUACUUGGUACCAGUUUCCAUCUUCCCGCGCUUUCUUGUGACGAGAUUAAAAAUGCCUCCAAGGGUACCCCUGAGAGUCGACAUUAUUGGAUUACUGAAGACAUUUCCACGGUCCCCACACUUGUCAAAUGUAAUUUCUCUACCCCUGCCUUUUACUGCUCCACGAAACCUUGUCAAAAUGGUGCCACGUGCCUGGAGGGGAAGGAUACCUAUUACUGCAGCUGUAGUGCAGGAUACACUGGACGAACCUGUGACACUCCUUUAGGUCCUUGUGUCAGAAACCCUUGCUUGAAUGGAGGACAGAGACACGUGACCGUUAAGGGCCUCUUCCGCGGACCUUCACCUGGAACAUGUACAAAUUUCUGCACAAAAUCAAGCCAGGGCUGGGCAACAGAGUAUUCUAAACUGGAGCAUAUAUUCUGUAUGUGUUAUUAAGAACCAAUGUAAACAAAUCAGUACAUUGACCAUUGCUCGGCUUUGUUGAGUAUUUAUUCAGCUAUUAAGAGUUAGUCUUCUUUACUUCGAGUCUGUAACUAAGUGCGCAUGCUCACAACGUACAACUGCAUACCACAGCUAAGAACUUCAUCAUUAUCUUAUGGUUUGAUUGCGUUUUUCUUUGUCAAUUGUAACGUUUUUCAUUUUCCUGAGGAUUGCCGUGUAGGCCGAAAGCUCGGAUCAUAUUUAUUAAAUUUAUGGCUGAUAAAACAAA